UCGGUCUGAGCAAAAGGUUUCGAGCUCUCAAGUUGUGGUUCGUUAUCAGGAGCUUCGGUGUCGCUGGUCUCCAGAAACACAUAAGAGAGGGCGUGAGAAUGGCGCAGAAGUUCGAGGUGUUCGUGAAGAGUGACCCGCGGUUCGAAAUCCCGACGCCGCGACACCUGGGGAUGGUCGUGUUUCGGCUGAAGGGCGAGAAUGAACUCACGGAGAAACUGCUGAAAAAGAUGAACUCGUCAGGGAAGCUUCACUGUGUGCCAGCGUGUCUCAAGGGGAAGUACGUCAUAAGGUUCACGGUGACGUCGACCUACACCACCGUCGAGGACCUCUCUCGAGACUGGGCCAUCAUACGCGCCACGGCCUCCGAGGUGCUCAGCAAGACCCCCGCCGAAGAACAGAAGACCCGCGUGUUCCUGAAAGACACCCGCAAGAACCCGGACUUCGGCACGUCGCUCCUCCUCGCCAAUUCCCCGAUGUCCCCGAAGAUCGUGAACGGAUCCUUCGCCGCCAUCUUCGACAACAACGACGUCCUUUUCGAGUUCGCCAAGAAGCUCCAGCAGCUCAAGUUCGACGUCAAGGAUUCGCCCGGCAAAGCCAUGAGGAAACGAAUCAAGGGGAUGCUCAUGGCCGGCAAACAGUACUCCCUCGACUCCCGCAUGGACCUUGUCACGACCCUGGUGAGCUCCGCCAGGCCCGGGGAGAACAUGCCGACCAUGAGGGAGAACAGCGUGGAGUUGCAGGACUUCCAGGAGCCGGGAGUCGACACAGGUGAGGGCGUGGAAGGUUGGAAGGGCGUGGACACGGGUGAGGGCGUGGGACUGAAGGUGGUGAUGGUGCAUGCUGGCAUGCGUAUGGCUGUCUGUCAUCACAGGGCCUCAAGACAUGCAACUGCUAAUCUAGCUCCUAAAUCUGAGCAGUCAUCGGCUGGGAUGUUACCUGUGCAGACGGAGGGCGGCUACAGCCCCUCGCGCGGCCGGUCUCGAAGUGUCGACGACGGCAUCGUCACCCCCGAUUUGAAGUCCCUGGAGCUGGACGAGGCCAUUGCAGAGGGCGACGGGGAGUCCUCUUCUCCCGAGGGCGAGGUCAACCACAGAUCCCAGGCCCUGAACGGCAACGUGCACGCCAGCAUCUGCCACAAGUGCGGAUCCGCCAUCGCAGCGCAGCUUUAUGACAAGGGUGACGUGUCCUUAACCGGUAUUCUCCGUCAUCGUGUGUCCUCACGAGGACUUGUCUGCGGUACUUUUAGUCGCUUCCUAUGUGCAAAUUCUCAUGGUGCUCCGAACGAGACAAUCAAAGGCCGUUUUAGCGGUUUGCGAGGCCCGUACCAAAGAAUAUUCGAUACUUGA
Molecule: messenger RNA, 1346 nt
Organism: Penaeus vannamei (Pacific white shrimp)
Lineage: Eukaryota; Metazoa; Arthropoda; Malacostraca; Decapoda; Penaeidae
Source: RefSeq, a predicted model, not a curated record